AUGGAGAUAAUGAGGCGGGGCCGAGUUAUCCUGGAGAGAAGAGCACUCCCCCACUCGUCUUCGACCUCAAUCGGUGGGGCUUCAUCGACCAAUCCUCCGCUCAGACCUGUUCGGCGAGGGUCUCCUGCUGUUCGACCUUCUCUAUUGGCCAGUCCUACUCGCUCUCAGACUGCUCGUGCACCUCGACCGGCCACUUCUGCUCACCCCCGGGCCGCUCGUCCACUUCGAUCGGCCAUCCCCGCUCGCCCUCGGGCUCCCGCUUGCCCCCGGGCCCCACGUACGGCCUGGUCUACUCCCCCAACACCACUACCCUCGGUUAGUCCUCCCCGAGCCACUUAUAUCCCCGGUCUGACCCUUAAUGAAAGGCUCCUGGGCCUUGGCAGAAGAUCCGGCAAUGUUCCCUUCGCCGGUCCCGCUUUCAGAGAGGCUUCUCAGGCGGCUCGCAGGGCUCGUGCCACAAAUGAACGCCUGAGCCAAAAUGUCCUAUCUCCCUCUAGACGCAGGGCUCGGUCGUCCUCCGAUGAUUCUGACUCUGACGAUCAGCCAUUAUCUCAAAGACGUCGGCACCGAGUCCCUCGCCCGAUGUCCGACUCCGGCCCAUCAUCUAUCCCUUCUCCUCCUCCAAAUGCAGCUACCUCUCCUCCAUCCCCUCAUGUGGCUCCACCUCCAAUCCCAAGCCAUGUAGUUGAUCCCCCUACUUCAUCUAAUAAUCAGGCCGAAUCCCCAUUGGCUCAUCUUUCCACCUCACAGCAUGCUCAGGACGAUGAAGCUGGCCCCUCAGAACGACCUUCCACUAUCCCGCCUGCAGUACCUCCUCAAGGUCAUUCUUCAGCUCCUUCUGGUGCCAUCGCCGAGCCUUCAACUCCUCCAGGCUCAGUCGUGGGUCCCUCAGGACCCCCUCCGCUUAUUUAUCAGAAUUAUUGUACUACCCUCCCUUCUGAGGAACAGUUAUGGUCUCAAACAUAUGUUCCCACCAGCUCCCUCAAGAUAAAAGGUUGUCUGGCCACUUUAUGGGAAGAAAGUCUGCAUCAUAUGGAUUCCUUGACUCCCCCGGCUCAGAUGGACCAAUUCGCAGAGUUGUAUGUUAAGGUUGCUGAACUAGAACUACAACUGAAUGAUCCUGCCCAAGCUAGUCAUGCUUUGAGGGCCGAAAUAAAAGAUUUAACCAAAAAGAAGAAUAGUCUGGAAGUAUCUCUAGCCAUAACCGACCAUAAACUUAGAGAUCUCCAAGAAAAGCAAAGUCAGACUGAUAGUGUACACCAACAGAGUAUGAAUCAGCAGACUUUAGAGCAUCAAAGAGCUAUGGACCAGUUAACUCAAAAGUUGCGUGCUGCCGAGGCUCUGGUGCAGGAUCAAGACCAAAAGUUGAAAUCGCAGGAGGCCCUUUUGAAAUCUCAAGAGACCCAGCUAACUUCCCAAGCAACCGAAUUAUCUACUGCCAGAAGUGAAUUGGCUCAGGCUAGGGCAACCACAGAGGGCGUGUCAACAGCUCUGGCGAUCUACAGAGAAGGGGAGAACAAUCGCUGCUUACAAAACCGUGCUAUGUAUCUGCGUUCUCCAGAGUUUUGUGCACAGGUGGGACAUUGUUUUUCCACAUCUGCUAUCUACGGGGCGGGCGGGGCUCUGCGACAACUUCACGAGCAAGACUAUUUAAAGUCUCUUCCACCUCCUGAAUUCUUAGACCAUGAUCGGAUCCUCAAAGAGAUACCGGAUGAGAUAUUUGCUCCUUUUGAAUGA
This is a messenger RNA of Zingiber officinale, 1737 nucleotides long. Its product is annotated as mitogen-activated protein kinase 7-like. NCBI's taxonomy places the organism in Eukaryota, Viridiplantae, Streptophyta, Magnoliopsida, Zingiberales, Zingiberaceae. The record is from RefSeq and is a predicted model, not a curated record. The transcript has 2 exons. Bases 1 to 1737 code for a protein of 578 amino acids.